Messenger RNA from Notothenia coriiceps (black rockcod), 1256 nucleotides. Its product is annotated as E3 ubiquitin-protein ligase TRIP12-like. The record is from RefSeq and is a predicted model, not a curated record. Lineage: Eukaryota; Metazoa; Chordata; Actinopteri; Perciformes; Nototheniidae. Bases 195 to 1241 code for a protein of 348 amino acids. The transcript is spliced from 4 exons.
UGGACAUUUUCAGUGACAUCUCAGCCAACAGUUUCUUGGACCUUCGAGGUUAUUCAAUAUCGAAAUACAUCGGAGGAAUUAUGACUCAGUGUUGCGAAAAUAUCUCGAAUACCGUUCCUGCUUUCCUGUUUUUUUGUGUCUAAAGUGAAUGGUAGUGUCUAGAAAGGGUAUGUCCCUUCAGGAGAGAGGUGCCAAUGUCCAACCGGCCUAAUUCCAAUCCAGGGGGGUCACUGCGCCGUUCACAGAGGAACACUGCUGCGGCCCAGCCACAAGACCACACAGUUGCAGGAAGGUUGCAGUCAGAGCAAGUUAAACACAAAGCAAAUUCCCCUCCCGAAAGUAGAAGACCUAAUUCUAAGGCUUCCAAAGCCGCAGCCAGCUCAGCCAUUGGCCAGUCCAGAGGGCACAGCUCAAGAAGAAGCGGUCUGUCAGUGGCUUCAUUUGUGUUGCAAGACGACCCGGAGGCAGCAGGGACAUCCGAACAAGAGCGACCAGGCCAACAGUCAAAGAGUGAAGGCCCCCGAGGGCUAAAGCGAAGCGAGGCUCCGGACCAAAUUAGUACCUUCGGACCUACCCCUGCCAAGAAGCCCAAAGCACUCCCAGCACCCAGAGACAAUACCUCUGAGACCAAGAAAGGACCAGCGAAGUCCAAGAAGCGAUCACUCGCUUCAGAACCACCUGCAUCGUCAGGUCGAGGCCAGAGCAAGAAGAGCGGGGCCGCCGGGGCCUCACCAAUCCCGAAACGGAAGAAAGCGGACUCCCUCCCCGGUCUAAGUAGCACCGCUGGGCCCCUCCCCAAUCGUACCGAGGGCAGAACUGCAAAACCCACCAAGCUGGCGUCAAAAUCGGCCGCCUCAGCCAAAGCUGGGUGUAGCAACGUGACGGACUCCUCCUCUUCUGCCUCCACCUCUUCCUCUUCUUCCACCGCAGGCACCAACAGCGCCACCACGCAGGGCGCCAGAGUCAAACAGGGAAAAGAUCAGACCAAGGCACGGCGCUCUCGCUCGGCCUCCAGCCCCUCCCCACGCCGCAGUACCCGUGACAAGGAGCAGGCCAAGGCCGCCAGCUCUUCCAAGUUCGAGUGGGCAGCUCGCUUCAACCCCAAAGUCAACCUGCCAAAACCCAAACUGUCCUUACCCGGAUCCUCCAAACCUGAGACCUCCAAACCUGGGCCAUCAGGAUUACAAGCUAAACUAGCAAGUGAGUCACAUUACCUGUGUUUGGAUCCCCUCUGUGAAUAAUAGAAAUCCACAGUG